Molecule: messenger RNA, 5504 nt
Organism: Labrus mixtus (cuckoo wrasse)
Lineage: Eukaryota; Metazoa; Chordata; Actinopteri; Labriformes; Labridae
Product: zinc finger protein 335-like
Exons: 28
Coding region: 175-4938 (1587 amino acids)
Biological process (GO): brain development; positive regulation of neurogenesis; regulation of gene expression
Cellular component (GO): nucleus
Molecular function (GO): RNA polymerase II cis-regulatory region sequence-specific DNA binding
Source: RefSeq, a predicted model, not a curated record
CACGACGGCCCAUAUUUCAACAAAAAUAAUAAAUUAGAUCCGGUUGCACGGACAGGAAGCAAGGAGAAUCUCAUGGCGCCCGACUAGAAAGAAGUAACAAUUAUCGGUUGCUUAUUUCUGUUCGAUUUAGCGCGUCUUUACGAACGGAUACCUUUCUACUCGAAGUUGCAAGUUAUGGACUCUGAAGAGAACGAGGUGGAGAGCAGCAGUGAUGCAGGUCCGUCAGGCAUGGAGGAGCCGUCUGAAAGCGGUAUGGGUGUGGAGUCAUCAGAGGCCAUGUCUGCAGACAGCAGUGAUGCUGCUGCCUCUCAUAAUCAGGCCCCAGAGUCUGACUGCCAUGUGGGACAGAGCUCAGAAGGACUUGUGGUGUUCAUCCCAGAGACCAGCUCCAGUACCGAUGUCAGAGUUUCAUCAGUCCACCUCCCGGACUCCUCCUCAGUGGCCCAGUCCACCAGCGUGUCCAGUGUCUCCACAGUGACUCAGUCAGUGCUGGUGUCUGGGUCAGCUCAAGUGCUGGUCCACUCCAGUGCUGUGUCUGAGGGAGCCAUGAUGGUUUCUGACUCAACUGCUUCUACCUCGUCAGACCUGGGUUCUGCCAUCGACAAGAUCAUAGAGUCCACCAUCGGCCCUGACAUCAUGAAUGGUUGCAUAGCUGUGACCAGUGCAGAGGAUGGAGGCGCAGAAACAACCCAGUAUCUGAUAUUACAAGGACCGGAUGACGGUGCUCCUAUGGUAGCCCAGAUGUCAUCUUCGGCCCUCUCUGAUCGUAUAGCCAUAGAAGCUCUCACAGAAGGCCCCACAUCCACAUGUGACCAGGGAGACCUUCAGGGCAACCUCGAACCGGACCAGCCCGACGAUCAGCCCGGUCACUCAGGGUACCCAGAGCAGAGCAGCAGUCAACCUGACCAGCCUCAGCACUCUCAUCCCUCCCAGUACCUCCCAGAUGGUCCAGACCAGACUGGGGAGUCUUCAUCUUCCUAUGUGGAGUGCUCAAGCGAGGAACCAGACCAGACUCGCUCUCACUCAGGUUUCCCGGACUACAGCGGCGACAACAGUGACCAGGACCUGCCUGGAUAUGUGGAAUGCAGCGGGGCGGACUCAAACCCCAUCAGUCGGGGACACUAUGUCGUGGAGUGCAGCGCUGGUUAUCUGGAGUGUGCGGUGGAUGAUGGAGAGCGGCCCCAUCAUUCACGAAGUUACAUUGACAGCAGCGCAGAUCACCGGGCCCAGACAAGUCGGCAGUAUGGGGCUGAGUACGGAGCAGGUUGUGUUGCGGCUGCAGACUCUGAGCAACCAGGUUGUUCUCAGUAUGUAGCAAGAGACGUUGAUGAAGACGAUGAGCAGAACCAGGAUCCGGAUCAGCCGCAGCACUCGCAGCAGCAGCCCCAACACUCAUGUUACUUGGAGAGCAGCAAUGGCCCAGAGGCCUCUCUCUAUAAUGAUGACAGCUCAUCUUCAGACCUCCCUCUGGCAGACACGGCAGGUUCAGGUGGGCUUCCUGAGGCGCUGGAGUGCAGCGAGAGCCAGUCUGGGCCCUUCAUCAGCAGCAGCGGGACUUACACUUCUAAUCCAGAGCCUGAGCUGGCCCACCAGUGUUCACCCAGACAAGAGGAGCCCCAAGGCUCCCAGGGGCCUCAAGAUGAAUCUGGGAUGGUUGGGGAGAUGGAUACAUCAACUUUGGAAGAUGGUCCAGGAGAAAGGGCGCCAAACCUGGCAGAGUUGGAAGAGAUGAUGGAAGUUGUGAUUGUGCAGCAGUUCAAGUGUAAGAUGUGUCCAUACAAGAGUGCCUCCAAAGACACGCUUAUUAACCACAUGAGAGACAAACACUUCAAACAAGCAGGGGAGAUGCCAAAGAAGCGUAAACGUGGACGACCUCCAAAGAGUGAGACGUUGGCCCGUCGCAACCUAGAGAGGAAGGAAGCCGAAGAGAAGAGGGCAGCAAAGGUGAAGGCUGCCGAGCCGCAACAAGCAGAACAAGAGGAGGAUGAUAUUGUUGAUGCUGGUGCUAUUGAUGAUCCUGAAGAGGAUAGUGAUUACAACCCAGCAGAUGAGGAUAACAAUGGAAGGCCGCCUGUCAUUCAGAAGAAGCCUGCUCCUCCUAUCUCUUCCUCCACUCAAGGUCGUCCUCGACGUAAAGUUGGACGUCCAAGGAAGUACAGCCUUUUAGGGGAAAGCUACAGCGGCAAAGAAGCAGAGAGUAUCGCUAAAAAGCCCAGAGUUAGCACAGAUGCUUGUGCAUCUGAAGAAGCAAGCUCUUCUGGGUUAAACAACGACCCCGCUAUGGUGACUGAUGGUGACCCAGCAGAGGCAGCAAUAAGCCAAUCAGACUCUGAGAACAAAGACCCUUCAUCCAACACCCAGCCCGAGGAGGAGUUCUUCCCAAGGAAACGUGGCCGACCAUCCAAACGUUUUCUCCGCAAGAAAUAUAAGAAGUAUUUAAAUCGAAAUCGUUACUAUAAAUCCCUCAAACCACUCCUGAGACCUCACAACUGCUGGAUCUGCGGCUCUCGCUUCCUCACUCAGGAAGAUUUGCGCUUUCAUGUUGAUUCUCACGAAGGCAACGACCCGGAGCUCUUCAAGUGCCUCCAGUGUAACUAUCGCUGCAAGCGCUGGUCCUCACUCAAGGAACACAUGUUCAAUCACGAGGGCACCAAGCCAUUUAAAUGUGAGGAGUGUGAUUACACCAGUGUCUACAAGAAAGAUGUCCUUCGCCACUCAGCAGUCCACAACAAAGACAAGAAAAGAAAGACAGAGACGGUACCGAAAGUGUCGGAGUUCCUCUGCCCUGUGUGUCACAGGGUGUACCCCAUGCAGAAGAGACUGACCCAGCAUAUGAAGACCCACAGCUCAGAGAAACCACACAUGUGUGAUAAGUGUGGAAAGUCCUUCAAGAAACGGUACACAUUCAAGAUGCACCUACUGACACACAUCCUGACCCUUGGAGACAGCAAGUUCAAGUGUGAAUUUUGCGAUUACACAUGUGACAACAAGAAGUUGCUGCUCAACCAUCAGCUGUCUCACACCAACGACCGGCCCUUCAAGUGUGACUACUGUAAAUACUCCACCUCUAAAGAGGAGUUCUUGGUGUCCCACCUGGCCAUCAAACACACAGGUGAGAAGCCUUUCUCCUGUGAGAUGUGUCACUUCACGACCAAGCACAGGAAGAACCUGCGUCUACAUGUGCAUUGUCGCCACCCUGAGGCGUUUGAGGAGUGGUCAGUGUCUCACCCUGAGGAGCCUAUCAGGAGGCGGCGCAGACCCUUUUUCACCCUGCAGCAGAUAGAGCAAUUUAAACAACAACAACAUGAUGACAAACAAGGCUUACAGAACACCAUUGUUGCUGUGGAUUCUGCAACACUUCAAGCCAUGCAGGGUAUGGAAAAUGCGUCAGUGUCCCAGGAUGCAUUGGGAAACACUACCAUCAUCUACGAACAAGCUGAAUCCAGUGAUCUCUCUGCCCAGAACGCCCUUGAUCUACUUUUGAAUAUGAGCAAUGCUCGGGAACUGGUUGGAAACAGCUUGCAGGUGGCAGUGCUGAAGUCUGAAGGCAAAGCUCUGGAAAAGGGCACGUGGAGCACAGUCACUUCAGCACCAGGCCAGACACAAAAGGUUGUGACCUUCCAUGUGUCUGAGGAUGGAGAGACGGUGCUGCAAGAGGCCUACGAGGCAGCCACCUCUGAAACAGGAGAGCUCACCCAGAUCGCCAUAGAAGCCUAUGAAGGUGGAGGAGAGUUUAGUGUGGUGGAACAGGCUGCUGAAUCAGAGAAUCAGAGCCCUGAAUACAGUAAUGAUGAGAGCAGUCCCUCUCAGGCUGCAGAAAUCUCUGGUUCAGAGAGCAUAAAAAGCGACAAGUUCUACCUUUCUUCAGCCCUGCCUGACGGUGUUUUGCAACAGGUGGAGCUGAGCAGUGAAGCUCCAGCCUCGCCCUCUGCUCUGAGCUCUCCUGGUCUGAGCACUAAGAGGUUUUCCUGUCGAAUAUGCAUGGAGUCUUUCCACGGGCGCUCAGACAUGGAGAACCACAAGAGGGCGCACUUGGAUCCCAACACCUUCAAGUGUCCUGAUUGUGACUUCACCUCCAGUUCCUGGUCUGAGGUUAAGACUCACAUGGGACAGCAUUCCUAUCUGCGGCCUCACAAGUGUCCAAACUGUAGCUUUGCCUCCAAGAACAAGAAAGAUCUGCGCAGACACAUGAUGACCCACACUAAUGAGAAACCAUUUUCUUGCAAACUUUGUGGACAAAGGUUUAAUCGUAACGGCCAUCUAAAGUUUCACAUGGAGCGUCUCCACAAUCAGGAUCAUCCCACUCGCAAGGGCCGGAACCCUAACGCUCAGCAGACUAUCAUAGUCAACAGUGAUGAGGAGGCGCUGGCCACACUACAGUCCCUGCAGGGACAUCAGACAGUGAUCACACCAGAGCGGUUGCAGGCCCUGGGUCAGGAUCACAUCAUCGUAGCUCAAGAACAGGCGCUAUCAGAUCAGGAGGAUGGCACAUACAUCCAGCAGAUAACCACCAUCGACGGACAAACAGUUCAACACCUGAUGACAGGAGACAACCAGGUGACUGAGGUUCAGUAUAUCAUCUCACAGGAUGGAGUGCAGCACUUGAUCCCUCAGGAGUAUGUGGUUGUAGCUGACGGGAACCACAUACAGAUGCCAGAUGGGCAGAUCAUCCAGUAUGAGAGUGAAGGAGCUUUUUUGUCUGAGCAGCAGAUUGCUGUAAGUCAUGAUGGUCACAUCCAGUAUUUACCGGUUAGCUCGGAGCAACAAGUCGUGAAUGCUGAGGAUCUGGAAGCUGUUGCCCACUCUGCCGUCACAGCAGUAGCAGACGCAGCCAUGGGGCAGACCCAGGCAGUCUACACUGAAGCUACACCUGAACAGCUGGAGCAGCUGCAACAACAAGGCAUCCACUAUGAUGUCAUUACCUUCACCGAGGACUAGAAAGCUUUCUGAGACUGCCUUGGUGAAAACCAACCACUUUGAGCUGACAAGUACAAAGACCUCAACUUACUUAUGCAUUCAGCUGAUCUAAAAAUAUUUUCUCCUCCACUAUUUAACCCGUGCAGUGACACUGCUCAAUGAAAUCAAAGCAUUUUGUAAAUUCAAAUGAUUGCACCCAUUGCUUCAGGGGCUGAUCACUCUCAGUUUAAGUAAGGUUAGUCUGUUUUUGUCAAUAAUAAUUAUGAUUCAUGUUAACGUGCCUCAACUGCACCAUUUGCAAGACAAUGAAAUCAAAGGAAAAUUUAAAGGCUUACGUCAUGUUAUGCAGAGUGUCCAAAUGAAAAUGUAUUUGUUUGAAUGGGGUGAAAUGAAAGGGAAGUCUUAAUUCCUGAUCUGUGAUGACUUGUGUUUAUUGUAUGAAUGCCACAACAUUGUAUUUACUAAAUAUUGAUCUGUACAUAUCUUUUGACUUCGUCCUUGUUCCAUGAUGGGGGAUCUGUGUUGAUUUGGUGACUAGGAAAUGUUUAAUAAGCUGAAAGCUGACACCAAAUAAAUCACUUUGUGUA